AUGGCUCGUGACCACGUACCAGCGACGCCAGUCGACGACGCCGUUCGCGCGGCAAAGCUCACGGAAUUGUUCGAGUUGCUGGAUCAUGACCACUCAGGUGAUGUAACCUGGAAGGUGUUGGAUGCACAUGAAAUGCAGCUCUUGGGUGUCGCGGUCACUGGCGCGACAGAUCUACCCAGUCUCGACGAAUCCAGAGACCAAAUCCGGCGCGCCGAUUGCGACCACAACACUCGUGUGGAUCUUGCCGAAUGGGUCGCGUUUGGCAUGUCGACGUCGUUGUACGACUUGAACUUGGACGACUUUAUCGCGUUGAUGGACACGUACGCGGAGCGAGUCCAUCGCCAUUACGACGACGGCGGGCAUUUGAAAAUCGCAGAUGCGUCGCAAGCCUCGUCAAGGUGGACUAGAAGCGCCCUUCCCCCACUCUUGAGUGCCAAGAGCAAGCGAAUGACGCUUCCACCUGAACCGAACGCUCGCCCUCCACUACCUUCGCCUGCACCAGCCCCGAUGUCCACCUGGUUCUGGGGACGAUGUGCAGAAUGCUCGACUCCCGGUCGCAUUUCGUGCAACGACUGCCAUGUGCUGCUGUGUUUGGACCAUGGGACAUCUCACGCUGUCAUGCAUUUGGAUGCGCCCGUGCACACCAACAACCAAGAUGAGGUCAUAAAUACCUUUGGCCAUUCAGUGAGUGAGAAUGGUUCAACGUCAGGGCUGCGCCUCAAGUCGGCCUCUGUCCAGCAUCCAAGAGUCAAGAGGAAUCGCAAAGCGGAGUCAUGUCGAAUCAUGUGA
Aphanomyces invadans is the source of this 789-nucleotide messenger RNA. RefSeq lists its product as hypothetical. NCBI's taxonomy places the organism in Eukaryota, Oomycota, Saprolegniomycetes, Saprolegniales, Verrucalvaceae. The transcript has 6 exons. The record is from RefSeq and is a predicted model, not a curated record. The coding region runs from base 1 to 789 and encodes 262 amino acids.